AUGAGGUGCCUGUGGUUUAUCGCGGCUUUAAGUCUUUUCCAUUUAGGGUUCGCCGUUGAUCAGAAGAAGUCAGCUAUCAUUUGGUUUGAUAACCCAGAUACCCCUGCCGCUAUUAUGAACCAGGUCAAGGACAGUAUUUUGAAAGCUGGAGGUAAAAUCACACAUACAUACACUAUCAUCAAUGGGUUUGCCGUAAUCGCACCAGCAAAUGCGCUCGCCUCUGUCCAAACAUUAGGCGUAGAGCACUCGAUUCGCGUGGAAGAAGACGAGACAGUAUCAUCUCUAUAA
This is a messenger RNA of Trichoderma asperellum CBS 433.97, 288 nucleotides long. RefSeq lists its product as uncharacterized. The record is from RefSeq and is a predicted model, not a curated record. Lineage: Eukaryota; Fungi; Ascomycota; Sordariomycetes; Hypocreales; Hypocreaceae. Gene Ontology annotation, molecular function: endopeptidase inhibitor activity. Gene Ontology annotation, biological process: vacuole fusion, non-autophagic.